AUGGCACGUCCAAGUAUCUCGGUUAUUCUCAAUACGUAUCUGGUCGGUUUGUGUGAGAUAAUAUCGCUGAACGGUACGAUGAUGGUAAGCGAAAGCGGAGGAAUCAGAAAUGUGAGAGGAUUGUGGCGAAUUACGCUCGCUGAACAUAAUGGCGUUCUCAGUGGUGGUCUUGUAGUCGGUAAACUCAUUGCAGCAUCUCCGGUCCAAGUGUUCAUUGGAACCUUUCCGCCGUUGGCUGUGACUCCGACUCUGGAGGUGAACAAUGUGCUCGGAUCUUUGAUUGCUACACCAACAAUGCCGUUCGCAUCGGGUUUCUCAUUCACAGGAGCAGUCCAUCAGCCAGACAUGAUGUUUAGCUCUUUUGUCAAUUUGAACAGGGAGUGGAACGGGUCGGGAUCCGGAGUUAACCCGUAA
Molecule: messenger RNA, 414 nt
Organism: Thlaspi arvense
Lineage: Eukaryota; Viridiplantae; Streptophyta; Magnoliopsida; Brassicales; Brassicaceae
Source: the annotation of a GenBank genome assembly